Messenger RNA from Rhipicephalus sanguineus (brown dog tick), 2937 nucleotides. Its product is annotated as calcium-activated chloride channel regulator 3A-1. Lineage: Eukaryota; Metazoa; Arthropoda; Arachnida; Ixodida; Ixodidae. The record is from RefSeq and is a predicted model, not a curated record. The transcript is spliced from 15 exons. The coding region runs from base 1 to 2937 and encodes 978 amino acids.
AUGGCCGCGCUGGUGGCGUUCCACCGCUGCCAGAACUCUCGUACUGCCGUGUGCAAGAGCAGACGACAGAUCGUUGCGAGCCUCACACCCACGGAGUCACGUGACCUGGGCGACGCCUACGACUACUACUACUACUACUACUACGACGACGACGACUGCACAGGCUCGGUUGCGUCGUUGGAAAUUGACACUUCUGACGGCGGAUACACGAACCUGCUGGUUUCGAUAAGCAGAGAUGUUCCUUACGACGAGUCUAUCAUCCAGGACAUAAAGGCGCUGCUUACGGCUUCAUCCAAGUUCUUGCACCGGGCCACCAAUGGUCGGGUCUACUUGAAGCAGGUCACAAUCGAGACGCCUAGCACAUGGCCCGCAAGGAAAUAUGCCCGCAACGUAUCAUCAGGCUCUUUUGAGCAAAGUGACAUCCGCAUUGACCUGCCGGGUGAACCGUAUGGGGACAGGCCAUUCACGCAGCAAAUAAGGCCCUGCGGUCAGCCAGGAGACUUCAUUCAACUGACGCCCGGGUUCCUCGCCCAAUACAGGAAAUCGACCGUGAGCCAGCUAGACCACUCGGCGUACACGUUCGUACACGAGUGGGCGCAUUUCCGGUAUGGCGUGUUUGAUGAGCAUGGCUGCAGUGGUGACCACCAGUACCCACUGACGUACUGCCACAACGGCAAGGUGAAACUUAACGCCUGUUCUGAAAGGAUGGCCUUCACGGCCAGGACCGCGUCCAAAGGAAAGUGCACCAUGGACAGUGCGUGUCGCUUAUCAAGGGACUGCGUGGUCACCCUGCAUCAGCCGAGCAGUGGCCAUCUCAUUGAGUCAUCGAUCAUGUUCAUGCCCCAGGUUGGCAAUGUGAGCCAAUUCUGUGACAAUGCUAGCGGUGUCCGUCAGCACUACCCGUUCGCUCCUAACAAACAGAACAGGCUUUGCCAACAAAGGUCGGCGUGGGAAGUGAUCAGCGAGAACGAGGACUUUCAGAGCAUUCGAAGACCAGCCAUGUACGAGCAUAUCGAGACCACUUUCGUAGAAAUCCAAGAGACCAAGACUCUCGCACAGUGCGUGGUGCUUGUACUCGACCUCUCGACCAGCAUGGAUUAUUACCAACGCUUGGACUUCUUAAAAGAGGCUGUAACGAGGUACGUUAAUGGAAUCGAGAAUGACUCACUUCAACUGGCCAUCUUGAGGUUUGGUCGAAGAGCGUUCGUGGUGCACCCUCUCACACCAGUGAACGCCGACACGAAGCCCGGAUUUAUCAAAGUCAUAAAUGAUCUGAAAACCAGAGGUGACACAUGCAUCGGGUGCGGCCUCAAAAAAGCGAUAAUGCAUCUUGAAGAUGCCGCCAAGACGACGGAGGGCGCAAUCAUAGCUUUGCUAAGCGACGGCGAAGAGAACAGAGAUCCGAGAAUCGAAUCCGUUAUGCCACUGCUAUUCAAGGCAAAGGUCGUAGUGAACACACUGGCAGUGGGAGCAAAGGCUGACGACAAACUGGAAAAACUCGCCUCCGAGACUCGAGGCAAAGCGUUUGCUAUUAAAGAUCUGACCGGAAACACAGCACUGGAAAUGGAGGCAGCUUUCGUCAGGGCAACCACGCCUUCGCGUGGACGGGCUUCACGAUCUCAAACGGCUGGCACUUGGGUUCUUCACGUGUCGAGCUCCGACAAAGGGGAAGUCAGCAUUCAGGUGAAGUCUAAAGCCAGAAAAGAAGGCGUAGAGCCCAUUCAGGUCUCCUGCACCAUGGCCAACAUGCUGGUAGACCGACCAGACGCGGCGAUCGUCUACGCCAAGGUAAACAGAGGAGAGAAGGUCGUCCUCGGCGCCUCUGUACUCGCUGCAGUAUACGGACCCAAACAGCAGCGCGAGUCGACGCUUCUGCUCCACGACGACGGAAGAGAGCCCGACAACCACGCCGGUGAUGGAACAUACAGUGGCUACUUCACAGACUUCACUGGUAAAGGAAGGUACAAAGUGACAGCGCGCGUGUCGCACCAGAAUGGGACUCUGCUGGCUUAUCCUACGGACAGCCCUGCGUGCGCAUUCGGCGAAGCCGCGAAUGCUUCUAAUGACGAGAGCACAGGAUCAAUCCUAGGCCUUGCGUCUGAGCAUCCCAUGGACGACUUCAUCCUCACGAACACGACGGCAGCAGCCGCAACUUACAGCCUUUCCGGCGCGGAACCUGUCGAUCCGUUCGACAGGGUUGCGUCAGGAGGGUCGUUCCAAGUGACCAAACCCAUCUCGAGAACUCACGUGCCUCCCGGGAACAUCCGGGACCUUGCCACGGCUCACAUGCGUCUAGCAGAGAACGGCUCCUUGUUGUUCGAACUGACAUUUACAUGGCCUGGAGCUCAUUUGACGUCCGGGAAAGCGUCAUCAGUGGAGAUUAGGGCCAGUACGGAUUACGUCAGGCUGAAAUCAGACUUCGACAGUCAAGCGAAAAUCGCGGAAUUUAACCCGAAGUAUCAAAGCCUCGACGAGCACUCUUCGCUUACCAAGCACACCGUCAGCUCCUACUUGCCGACCAGCUUAGCCACACCACAGCAUGACGGUGCAUUCGCAUGGAAGGCUUACGUUGCAGCACGCGCCACCAACAAAGACGGCCUCAAAUCAAACACAUCCAACGUCGUGCCGCUGUUCUACGAAGCUCCGCCACUGAGCACUACUGCGGCUACGACUACAGAGAGUACUACGGAGGCUACGAGCACAAUGCCUACAACGUCAACUACGGAGACGUGUUACAACGAAAACACUCACUACCACUUCUCGUCCUUCAACUACGGAAGCACCUACCAGUCGCACAACUGCAAGUACUGCGUCAACUACAGUACAGAGCACGAAGCGCUCCACGAUUGCGACGACUACGUCGUCUCCGACUACACUUUCUACCACUUCGAUAGAAAGGGCUGUAUCCACCGCUACCCAAACUCUGACUGUCUUUAA